AUGUCUUUCUCCAACAACACCGUCUACGUCGUCACCGGCGGCAACAGAGGCAUUGGCCUUGGCUUCGUCAAAGCCCUCCUUGCCCGUCCCAAUACCACCGUCGUUGCGACUGUUCGUAAUGACAAGUCCCAGUCGUCCCUCGAGUCUGACCUUGCAGACGCUGUUAAGGGUGAUGGUAGCACUGUCUCCAUCGUACAGUUGGACUUUUCCACUGCCCUCUCUCCCGAUACCAUCCGCGCUGCCUUUGACGUUGACCACAUCGACGUCUUGAUCAACAAUGCUGCUGUCAGCUUCCCAAGUCUCCCAGCUCUCGAAAUACUUGUCGCCGACCUCCGAUCAGCCUUCGAGGUUAACACUAUCGGUCCCCUGACUGUCGUCCAGGGCCUAUGGCCACUACUUCAAAAGGCCACUGCACCAAAGGUGGUCAACGUAUCAUCCUCUGUUGGGUGUAUCACCUACCACGAGGUUGUCUCUGGCGCUUAUGGACCUAGCAAGGCGGCGUUGAACUGGCUCACCAAAGCCUUACAUGAACAGAAUAAAGGAUUGGUCGCUUUUGCGCUUCAUCCUGGGUUUGUAAAGACCGAUAUGGGUGAUACGGCGGCGGGAGAGUGGGGGUUUCCUUUGGAGAUGCUUGAGAGUGUUGAGAGUUCUGUUGACGGGAUGUUGGAGGUGAUUGACGGGGCUACGAGGGAGGCGACGGGUGGCAAGUUCGUCAGGAGCAAGAACCGGGAGCUUCCUUGGUAA
Molecule: messenger RNA, 744 nt
Organism: Fusarium coffeatum
Lineage: Eukaryota; Fungi; Ascomycota; Sordariomycetes; Hypocreales; Nectriaceae
Exons: 1
Coding region: 1-744 (247 amino acids)
Source: RefSeq, a predicted model, not a curated record